CUAUAUUAGUUUUAGGAAUCGUUCCUUCGUCGAAAGAGAAGAGAAAGUGCGUUUCCUUCACUCUGCAUUGAAUACUCAGAUUUGGAGAGAUCCGAUUCUCUCCUGAUAUCCCAUUUCCAUGGCGAUUCGGUGGUCGAAUCUAUGCAUCGUAGUGUUCGCGCUCUCUUACGCCAUCUGCGUCUUCGCCGGGAAGAGCUACUACGAUGUGUUGCAAGUGCCGAAAGGUGCAUCUGAUGAACAGAUCAAGAGAGCUUAUAGGAAACUCGCUUUGAAGUAUCAUCCUGAUAAGAAUCAAGGCAACGAGGAAGCUACUCGCAAAUUCGCUGAGAUCAAUAACGCUUAUGAAGUGUUAUCGGAUGAGGAGAAGAGGGAGAUUUAUAAUAAGUAUGGUGAAGAAGGGCUUAAGCAGCAUGCUGCUAAUGGUGGACGUGGAGGUGGAGGAGGAGGCAUGAAUAUGCAGGAUAUCUUUAGCCAGUUUUUUGGCGGUGGUGGUUCGAUGGAGGAAGAAGAGAAGGUUGUCAAGGGUGAUGAUGUGAUUGUGGAACUUGAGGCCACUCUUGAAGAUCUGUACAUGGGAGGCUCAAUGAAGGUAUGGAGGGAGAAGAAUGUAAUAAAGCCAGCUCCUGGAAAAAGAAAGUGUAACUGCAGGGAUGAGGUUUAUCACAGGCAAAUUGGUCCUGGAAUGUUCCAACAGAUGACAGAGCAGGUCUGUGACAAAUGCCCAAAUGUUAAGUUCGAACGCGAAGGAUAUUUUGUCACAGUUGAUAUCGAGAAAGGAAUGAAAGACGGAGAAGAAGUGUCUUUCUACGAAGAUGGUGAACCUAUUCUCGACGGUGACCCUGGUGACCUUAAGUUCCGAAUAAAAACUGCUCCACAUGCCCGUUUCCGGAGAGAUGGCAACGAUCUACACAUGACCGUCAACAUUACACUGGUUGAGGCGCUAGUUGGAUUUGAGAAAACAUUCAAACACUUGGAUGAACACAAAGUUGACAUCAGUUCCAAGGGAAUCACAAAGCCCAAGGAAGUGAAGAAGUUCAAAGGGGAAGGUAUGCCACUUCACUUCAGCACAAAGAACGGAAACCUCUUCGUCACUUUUGAGGUUUUGUUUCCUUCCUCUCUCACGGAAGAUCAGAAGAAGAAGAUUAAAGAAGUCUUGGAUCAAACUUGUAAUGGUCCCUAAUGUAACUUGUUUUAGGUUUUAAUAUAGAGAAAAAAACUGGUGAGACAAAAAGGAUGAUGAGAAAAAAGCCAGUAGAAGGUUUUGAUGAAAUUAUAUUUUUGCUUUUGUUAAUCAAAUUAGUGCACAUUUAUGAUUCAUCUAAGCUAUUUUUAUGUCUGUGAAUCUAUUUCCUGUUGUCUUCUUUGUGUGCUUUCUUGUAUGAUUAUUCUAAAAAAUUAAAAUCGAUUUUGAAGCCAAAAAUAAAAUAAACUAUUUC
Molecule: messenger RNA, 1436 nt
Organism: Eruca vesicaria subsp. sativa (arugula)
Lineage: Eukaryota; Viridiplantae; Streptophyta; Magnoliopsida; Brassicales; Brassicaceae
Source: the annotation of a GenBank genome assembly